AUGUCACAAUCUCGCCUGAAAUCUUGUAUUCCUCUGCCGAUUGACCACAAGAUACUGGUGUCUGUGAUAGAAAAAGCGAAGGACUGGGCCCUGAUGCACGGAGUCGGGAUGCGAGAUAAAAAACAUUUUAACAAAGAUGUCAUUCAGAUUGCACCAUUUGUUCUCCUGCCAUCACCAUUCCCUCGGACAGAGUUUAAUAAAGCAGUAGAGCUACAGCCAAUAUUAAAUGAAUUAAUGCACAAGGUUGCACAUGACGAUGAAUUUCUGGAAAAGACACUACAAAAUGCACUCCAAGUUGAUGAGUUUACAGCCAAUCUGUUUGAUAUAUGGGUUAAAGUAAGGGAAGAGGGUAUAACUCAGCCAAUAUCACUAGGAAUGCUGAGAUCUGACAUCAUGUUGGAGUCGAGAUGUCCUCAUACAGAGAAUCAAUGCGCUAAACACACACCAUAUUGCUCAUGGAAGCAAGUGGAGAUAAAUAGUAUAGCAUCUGGUUUCGGACAUCUUGGGCCGGUUUCUAAGGAUAUACAGAGCUUCGGGCUCUUCAGAUCGGACUACUUGAUGCAAAGGGACGGUAACCGGAUCAAACAAGUGGAGUUUAACACUAUAGCGUCGAGUUUUGGCGCCCUUACCUCACACCUGCCCUCUAUGUCUCGUUAUAUUCUCCGUCAAUUGGGACAUGGUGAUCUUAUUAAAAAUAUGCCAGAAAAUCGAGCUCUGUCAGGUCUAUGCACCGGUAUAACUGAUGCAUAUGACCUAUUCGGAGUACCGUCAGCAGUUGUACUGUUUGUGGUUGAGGAAGUUUCUUACAAUAUCUGCGAUCAAAGAUUCCACGAGUUUGAAAUAUCGGAGAAGAGACCCGAUAUUAUGAUAUACAGGAAGACUCUGAACGAAAUUUACGAGGAGACGCGACUCAAUGAAAAGAAACAACUUAUAUUAGAGGAUCGUCCCGUAGCCGUGGUAUACUAUCGCUCUGGGUAUGAACCAGCUCAAUAUCCUACUAGCAAGGAAUGGGAUGCCAGGCUAAGAGUGGAAAAAUCAUCGGCGAUAAAAUGUCCAUCAAUACAUUAUCAGUUAGCUGGUACUAAGAAAGUCCAACAGGCGUUGGCUGCUCCUGGAGUUUUGGAGAAGUUUAUGGGCGCUGGCGCUACUACAGGUCGCGUAAGGGAUAUUUUCGCUGGGUUAUACUCAUUGGACUUCGAUGAAAAUGGUGAAAGGGCUGUUGAUAUGGCCCUAGCUGAUGCUGAAAGAUUUGUGUUAAAACCCCAGCGGGAGGGAGGCGGUAACAAUGUGUACGGAGCUGAUAUAAGGGACGCGCUGCUGAGAAUGAGGCAUAGCAGGGAGCGGGCUGCAUACAUACUCAUGGAGAGAAUACUACCGCCCUUAGUUGCAGGUUACGUGGUCCGUCCCGGAGCAGCCGUCCCGCCUCCCAUCACAGAUUUGGUGUCGGAGCUCGGUAUAUUCGGAGUUAUUAUAGGCACGAAAGACAAAAUCUACUGCAACAAGCAAGUCGGUCAUAUGUUACGUACGAAAUUAGCUGACGCCAACGAAGGAGGUGUGGCCGCUGGGCUUGGCGCGCUAGACUCACCGUACUUAUUAGAUAUAUAA
This is a messenger RNA of Danaus chrysippus (African queen), 1605 nucleotides long. The record is from the annotation of a GenBank genome assembly. Lineage: Eukaryota; Metazoa; Arthropoda; Insecta; Lepidoptera; Nymphalidae.